GCAGCAGAACCAGAACCAGGACCUGCAGAAGACACCAGACCAGCACACAGUAUGCAGUACAUUCGUUGUCCCGCCAUCUUGCUUCUCGUGGCGCUGGCCCUGUGCGGUCCAGGCGUUUCCACCCAGCCCGACAGAGACCAGGACCAGAACCAGGACCAGGACCUGGAGCUGGAGCUGAUCCACCACAGGCUGCUGCAGAGAGCACGCAGCGCCGGACUUCUGUCACAAGAGUGGAGUAAACGUGCCUUGGAGGAUCUCCUCGCUCAGAUGGGUCUGCCUGAGGCCGGGGCCCUGCGGGACGCCGAGGUGGUAUCCAUGGAAACAGGAGGAAAGGUCAACCUGGAGCGGUCCGCCGAGAACCCAAACAACCUGCCCCCCCGCGAACGCAAAGCCGGCUGCAAGAACUUCUACUGGAAGGGCUUCACUUCCUGUUGAAGCUUCACUUCCUGUUGAAGCCCC
Molecule: messenger RNA, 459 nt
Organism: Etheostoma cragini (Arkansas darter)
Lineage: Eukaryota; Metazoa; Chordata; Actinopteri; Perciformes; Percidae
Gene: sst1.2
Product: somatostatin 1, tandem duplicate 2
Exons: 3
Coding region: 52-435 (127 amino acids)
Biological process (GO): regulation of cell migration
Cellular component (GO): extracellular region
Molecular function (GO): hormone activity
Source: RefSeq, a predicted model, not a curated record